This is a messenger RNA of Meloidogyne enterolobii, 483 nucleotides long. NCBI's taxonomy places the organism in Eukaryota, Metazoa, Nematoda, Chromadorea, Rhabditida, Meloidogynidae. The record is from the annotation of a GenBank genome assembly.
AUGAUGUAUACAGUUGAAUCCCCUAUACAAACCAUUUUUAAAUUUUAUGACAGAAAAUUAUUGACAGACAAAUUUUUUAAUAGUUCAGCAACUUAUCGUUUAGAUAGUUCUGUUUUUAUGCCCUAUGACGCUUUAACGAGAAUUACUCCAUAUACUCCAAAAGAAUAUAUUUGGGAUCAGAAAGAGGUAAUGGAAAGAGUUAAAAAGAAAACAAAAUUUGUAUUCCAAGCGGUAUCUCAUUGCAAUAGCGAAUCUGGACGAGAUCCUAUUUCAAAAAGACUAAAAAACAUAACAGGAUUUGAUAUUGUUGGUGGCUGUUUUGGUGGAUGGUGUAGUUAUGACUGUUAUGACCGCAAUAUGGGUGAAUAUAACAUUAGAGUUAGACAUUUUCAAUUUGCCGGGCCCGGUAUCCGGGUUUUUCUCUUUCAACCAGACCCGGGCCGGGUUUUCCGGACUAAACCCCCGAAAACCCGGAAACCCUGA